GUGUCCCUGGGACACAGCGGAUCACUGAUCCAUGGAAAGAGCCAACUCGGUCAUUGUAGCCCCAGCAGUGCCACCUGUCAGUGUCCAUCAGUGCCAGCUGUAAGUGCUCAUCAGUGCGACGUGCCAGUGCCCAUCAGUGCCACAUAUCAGUGCCUACCAGUGCACAUCAAUGCCACAUGUCAGUGCACAUCUGAGCUGCCUUUCAGUGUCACCCAUCAGUGCCAGUCAGUGCCACCUAUCAAUGCCAAUCAGUGCCAGUCAGUGCCGCCUAUCAGUGCAAGUCAGCACCGCCUAUCAGUGCGCAUCAGUGCCGCCUAUCAGUGCCAGUCAGUGCCGCCUAACAGUGCCAGUCAGUGCCACCUAUCAGUGCCAUAUAUCAGUGCUGCCUUCAGUGCCGAUCAGUGAUGCCUGUCAAUGCUCAUCAGUG
Molecule: messenger RNA, 427 nt
Organism: Staurois parvus
Lineage: Eukaryota; Metazoa; Chordata; Amphibia; Anura; Ranidae
Source: the annotation of a GenBank genome assembly